This is a messenger RNA of Cladocopium goreaui, 4170 nucleotides long. Lineage: Eukaryota; Dinophyceae; Suessiales; Symbiodiniaceae. The record is from the annotation of a GenBank genome assembly.
AUGGAGACGGCCUUGAGUGGGGACCACAUUCUUGCCAGCACACGGGAGAAGGUUCGUGCCCUGCUGGGAGAUGACGAAGUGAUCGCACUUUUCACCGAGGUGGAGCGGUCUCUUGGGGCAAGUCCCAACUGGAGGAAGGUGCAGUUUACCUUUUUCGAAAUUCUUGCGGAUGUGGCUGGUGACCCACCAGAGGAGAUCAAAGGCCGGCUGACGAAAGCAUGCCAAUUUCUGUUUGAAGAGGCAAGCCCGAAUGGAAGUGAGCAUCUCUCGGGUGUUCUGGGGGCCGGCAACCUUCAGGUUGGGGUUGAUCCUCGAUCUGGGGAAGGCCGGCUUCUGGAGACCUACAAGGGGAUUGAGAUCCGGGCUGCUGACAUGGAAUGGAGGAAGGAUCAAGGUGUGUAUGUUGGACCACCGCACAAAAAUCAUGGCAUGACCAUCUACCACCGAGACUUUGUUAGUCAGCUGGACAAAGAGAAGGUACGAAAGUGGCUAGUGGAUGAGUUCCGGUUGACCCCAGGGCCCUGCUUCUCUCAUGCAGCCUGGUGUCAAAUGCUACGUCGAGGGGCAGGGGAGAAGCUGUCGCUGAGUCUCACUGGGGUGAUUUUGAAGCAGCUGAUCUUAGAUCGCCCCGGAGGAGUGGGAAAUCUUGCCAGAUCACUCCCAUGCUGUGCUCUGGAGAAUUUUCAGCGUAACACAGCUGAGCUCCUGCCUCUUCCACUUCCUGAAUUUUCAGAUGAUGAAAAAGCCAUAGAAGAAGCGGUGAGGGCCAAGCUGCGUGGUACGGAGGAGUUGGGACUGGAUGCCUGGGAGGCGAUGAAGUCGCAGGCCAAGAGGCUCGGUCAGAAAACUUGGCAAUGGCUGCAAAUCUUGGUGAUGAACUAUUUGUACUGUCAAGGUGUGGGCAACCGAAUGUUGACAGAAGGAAUGCUGCAUGCGAAGAAGCCGACAAAAGCACAGGAGAUGUCUCUCGAAAGAAUCCGAAGGAUUAGCCUUAAGUGGCUGGAGAAUGAUCAAGAGGAUGCAGUGAUGGCUGAGUCUUGGGAACGCCUUGCUGAGUCACUCGGUGACAUGUACACGGGGCCUAGCCUAGGAAAGUCCUUUCCUUUGACACUGGCGGCGAUUCUACCUACUACUCCACGUCAAGGUGAAGCUGCAAGAAUACCCCUGGCGGAGGUCGUGAGUGCACAGGUCAAGCCCUAUGUGGACGACCCCGGCUUGUUGCGGAUUCCUGAUGAAGAGCUGGUGGCACCCAGGACUUCGGCCAAGGUACAAGUUACCUCCCAAGAAGAGUGGGACAAAAUUGUGGAACGCUUGGUAGACUCAGGUAUGCUCGAGAGAGAGGUUGAAGCAGAGACACUCGUUUACAAGGGUGAGCCGGUGCGAAAUGGGGCAUUUGGUGUUCACAAGGCCUGGGUGCUUCAGGAAGAUGGGUCUUGGUUCCGGACACUUCGCCUCAUCAUAAACAUGAUACCGGGGAAUUCGUUCCAGAGAAGGAUGCCUGAAAGGGCGUCGGAGCGCAUGGGCUACGCACCGCUGUGGGGCAACCUUCUGAUGCAUGAAGAUGAGAUUAUCCUCUGUUGCGCGGAGGAUCAAAGGCAUUGCUUCCACAUAUACCGACCAGGGUAUGCGUGGAGGAGCUUCUUCAGCCUCAACAGACGUGCUGCUGGCAAGAGCUUCAAAGAUGGAGUGUCAGAACCUGGCUUCCCUCGGGUCAAGUCGGCGCCCAUGGGGUGGAACAAUGUGGUUGACUUCAUUCAAGAUGGCUUCGAAAACAUGGCAAAGGAGGCAGGGCUAGCAGCGGCCCAGAUGAUUCGCAUGGGAGAACCCAGCCCUAUGAAGCCGCUUGAGACACCGAGGAGUUUUUACUCCUUCUAUGUGGACAACUUUGAUGAGUUGCAAGUGGUUUGGCGCACUGAUCGUGGACUUUAUGAAGGGAAGCCAUCGGACAGCCAGCUGAAGCUACGAAGAAAGAUGGAAGAGUUGAGUGUUGGCAGAGACCCCAAGAAAGCGGCAGAAGGUGAAAUCUCAUGGAAAAGCUUGGGUGCAGAGGUGGAUGGCGAUCUGGGAUGGGUUGGCAGUGCUCUGAGCUUCCGAUGUGCGCUGGCCUCAGCAAACCUUGGGCUGAUGGGCGGGGAGUUGGUCCGUACUGACUCUCCCAACCUUCAGUCUGUGGUUUCCAAGAACAUGCACUCGGUCCAGUACUGCCGCCCGCUAUCCUGCCUGAUGGAUCACCUCUACGUUGACCUCAAUGCCACGAUCCCACGCCAGCUGAGUGAGGACUCAAGAGAUGAGCUAUUGUUGCUUACAUGCGCAUUACCACUGCAUUGGCAAGAUAUAAAGAUGAAAGUCAGUGGCCAAGUCUAUGCCACAGAUGCAAGUCCGGAUGGUGGUGGUGCCUGUUCCUCAAUCGGCCUUAGCCCAUGGGGCAGUGCUCGACUUCAGAGCCUGUCACAUGAAGUUGACGGCAUAGAGGGAAGCGCUACCGAAAAAGCUGUGGUCAUUGAAGUCUUUGCCGGCAUGGGAGGUUUGAAGCAGGCUUUGGACUUGCUGGGCUUCGAACCAAUGGGGGUCAUCGCGAUUGACAGUUCUCCCGAGUGUGCCAAGGUGUACAAGCAACAUUGUCGGCACUGCAUCUGGUACAAGGAUGUGCAGAGUAUCACAGAAAAGGACGUGCUUCAAUGGAGGGAGAAAUUCUCAAAGGCCACUAUGGUGAUCCUUGGGGGCGGUUGGCCUUGCGUGAAUCACUCUCAGCUCAAUGUGAACCGGCAAGGAGCGUCUGGGGCAACUAGCCUGCUGCUGGACGCUAUGCUGAAGAUUCGAGGAUGGUUGGAGACAAGUUCAACAAAAGUGGGUCUCCCAGCAUGGCGUCUGGUGGAAAUGUAUGAGAAUGUGGUCAUGGAUGAUGAGGAUUACCGGACGCAGACCCGAAAAAUCGGGUAUAGUGCUCACUAUGUGGAAGCAGCACAAGUGGGGCGUUGCAGACGGCCUCGCCUGUACUGGGUGAAAGGUGUCGACAUCCUUCAGGGAGCUGACUUGACAGUGACACGGGGCACCUCUCUUCGGGAUCAUGACUAUCUGGUGAAAAAGGUGACGGUAGAUACAGAAAGACCUCCACUGUCCUGGUAUUUGUCACCAGGGGGAGACAAGAUGGAAGAACCAGAGGAACCUUUCGCCACGUUCACGAGACCCAUUCCUCGUCAACAGCCUCCUCCAGAACCUGCGGGCCUGGACAAAGCUAGUGAAAAGGCUUUGAGGCGUUGGCGGGGUGACUCAUUCCGUCUCGCCCCCUAUCAAUAUGAACCGCGAAACUUGGUGGUAGAUGCAAAUGGUCCUAGGCGUCCUACACCUGAGGAACAGCUGAGGAUGCUUGGGUUUGCGUCCAAUCACCUCAACACCAAGGCGCGUCUUUCUGUUGACGCAAAAGGGCACUUGGUAGGCAAUAGCUUUUCAGCUGUUGUUGUGGCCCGCCUCUUGGCUGGGCUAGUGCUCAAAGAGGAUCAAUGUCAAGGCAAGGAUUUGACCCUAGCCAUUUGGCACGUAUGGAAGGCUAUGGAGGACAAGGCCCAGCAGGAGGACAAGCCGUGGAAAGUACGGUUUGCCAGCGUGGCCGCGGGGGUGUCGGGGGUGGUGAGCCUGGCUAGCCAGGUCUUGCCAUCUGCCGCUUUGCCCUUGCGGCCAUGGGUGGACCCGCAAGAAUGGCUCAACGAUGAGGAGAUGCUGGCCUACCUCCUGGCACGUGCUGGGACUCAUCGCGGUGGCGAGAUCCGCGUGGACUUGGGCAUGCCAUACUCCGUUGGCGAAUUGUGCCGCCAAAGUAUUGAUCCUGGUCACUGGCUGUGGAAAGUCCUGCUGUCAUACCAGUGGAAGCAAAAGGAUCAACACAUCAAUGUGCUAGAGCUCGUGGCGGUUUUGGACUUGCUCCGCCGCUUGGGACGAGAUGGGAAGUUUCACUCAAAGCGAAUGGUCACAUUGGUCGACAACCAAGUUGCCGUGAGUUGCAUCACCAAAGGUCGCAGUUCAGCUCGUGCUCUCCAAGGUCCUCUACGGCGCAUCAGUGCAGUGUGCCUGGCAGGCCAUUUUCGACUUUGCCUAGGGUGGAUCAAAAGCAAGUGGAAUCCGGCGGAUGGCCCAUCGCGUUGGGCCAAAAAGAGACAAGGAUCUCAUGCCUAG